Messenger RNA from Linum trigynum, 1736 nucleotides. The record is from the annotation of a GenBank genome assembly. Lineage: Eukaryota; Viridiplantae; Streptophyta; Magnoliopsida; Malpighiales; Linaceae.
AAGUAAAGCACAAGCAAUCAUACUAAAGGGAGCCUAAAGUAUACAAGUUGUCGCGAAAAGAAAUGACAAGAAAUGGGCCUCCAAACAGGCCCAGCCAUCCAUCCUCGGGCAUCAAAGGACUGUGUGAGACGCGGAGGAAUCGAUGUGGGAAAAUGCCUUCCAUUGGAAUGGACUCCACUUCGCUUCUUCAUUAAGAAUUUCAAUCGAGAAAAAGAAAAUCGAGAGACACAGAGAGAGAGAAAUUCGGAUUACCUUUAUAAAUUUCAUCGACGCGGCAGAGUGAUCAGAAUGCGCUCCUUCCCACCAAAUUCCUCUCCUAUUCUUCCUCCGCUGCUCCUCUUCUUUGUCGUCUCCGCUGCGAUCGCCACCAUGACCGACUCCGUUCCUUCCGCCGCCGCCCAGCCGGCUUCCGCCGCUGUUCACAUCGUCUACACCGAGAGGCCGGAGGGGAAUGAAGAGCCGGAGGCCUAUCACAUCCGAACCCUCGCCUCCGUCCUCGGCAGCGAGCAGGCUGCGAAGGAUGCUAUGCUGUACAGUUACAAGACGGCUGCGUCUGGCUUCUCAGCUAAGCUUACUCCAGAGCAGGUCGAGCAGAUCUCAAGACAACCCGGUGUACUUCAGGUUGUCCCGAGCAGGACUGUCCAGCUGCAUUCUGGACCGGGGAAGCUCCACUAGAGGACUUGCCAAAGCAAUAUAUAUCACCUGAUAAAUGUGUAACCUAUGAGUGGAUUGUUUUUCUCUUACUGCAUUAGCAAACGUCUUCUAUGCACUUACUACAUAUGGUAUAUGGCCUGUAAAAACACAGUUUAUGUUUUAAACACAGUUUAUGAAUUACUACAUAUGUGUUCCUGCCCCUCAGUCUAAACCUAUAUGCACACGUUUCCCAACUAAAAUACCUAAUAUGUAAACGAACAUGUUAUUGGACCAAACUCCUUUAUAUAAAAUAAAGGGUUAAGCAAAAGAUUUGAUGAAAAAUUUAAAUCCACCAAAAUUCCACAAAACAACUUGUUGCUUUCUAAUAUUUGCUUUAUUCCUCGUUUCUUUUCCAGCCUUUUCCAUUUAUGUUUGCCCUUUUUUGCUUUGCUUUCCACUCGUCUCCAUUCCCAUUUGUGUCUUCUAUUCUUCCUCUAUUUGUGAGAUGGAUGGUUCUAGCUCUAGUUUCUUUUCUAUUCUUCAGAUUUAGAAACUAGUGUAUUUUUUAUCAGUAGGCAAAGGGUUGCUAAUGUUCACUUUAAAGUACAUAGGGUUUAUGUGGCCUUCUCUCAUGUUGGACAACUUAUUUGCUAGUUAUUUGAUCUUUUUCUUUUGCAGAUGGGUUGUUAAUGUUCACUUUGAAGUUUGAAGUACAUAUGGUUUAUGUGAGCUUCCCUUAUGUUGGGCUUCUUAUUUGCUGGCUGCAUGAUCUUUUUCUUUUGUUGAUGGAUUGAACCCAUUGUUUGGACCUUAAUAUUUCUUAUUUAUCUUUUGUUGCCUUUCUUGGGUGUUUUUUAUCCAACUUUGCUUCACUACUGAAGUGCAAGCAGUUUCUUUGUAAAAAAGGUAAUGAUUAUUUAUUAAUCAAACCUUUUUUAGAUUUUUUUUAUUGGCAAACUUAUCGAAAUAUUAAGAACUAGCCAAACAUUUUGUAACACGUUCAAGUAGUAGCUAUUAAUUCGUUACCGUUAACUAUUUUUAACGGUGCUCCACCUCAGUGUCGAACUCAGCUGUCACCUUAUCAAUGAAUAAAAUAAAAUUGG